UGAACUGGACAAGCUGGCAUUUAGCUCAGACGGAGUACCGCUCUAUUUAUUCACUCAUCUUUUGGACUACAUACAAGCAGUCAUACGUGACUGAUAAACUAUGAACUGACACAUUCCAAUGCCACAUAACAUCUGACGCAGUAUAUAGUUCUGUCCAGUUGCCACCUUAUCAGUCAUCAGCCAUCAACACCCAUCUGAUAACUCUAUCAGAUCUACGCCUCUCAACCACCAACCACCACCACCACCACCACCACCACGAACAGAAUAAUCACAUCUGCUGACAGAGUCAGGGAGAGGUCUCAAAAUGACAUCCCCCUCCCACCGGCGCCUCCUAAAAGAAGCCUCCGAACUCGCCUCCCACCCCUCCCCGCACUUUACCGCCCACCCCGUCUCCGACUCCAACCUCUACGACUGGCACUUCACCCUCGCCGGCCCGCCCUCUCCCUCCCCUACUCCGGCGGCAUCUACCACGGCCGCAUCGUGCUUCCACCCACCUACCCUUUACGUCAACCGCGAGAUCUGCCUCAGUAUCUCGGGCCACCAUGAGGAGACGUGGCAGCCUGCGUGGGGGAUACGGACGGCGUUGCUGGCGCUGAGGAGUUUCAUGGAUGCGGAUGCGAAGGGGCAGGUUGGGGGUUGGAUGUUGACGUGGAGCCGGGGGAGUAAUGAGGAGGUGCUGAGGGAGUGGAGGGAGGUGUGUCGCGCGAAAGGGGUGGUUGUUGAUGAUGAUGAUGAUGAGGAGGAGGCCGCCAGUACUACCGCAGAGAGACCUUCGGGAGAUACUGAGCCGGAUCCAGAUCGAGAACCGGAGGAUACAAAUGCAAAUGCAAAGACGGAGACGGGGACGACGGCGACGUCUCAGAAGGAAUCGGAAUCACUGCCGUUGAGGGAUGCUGCGCCGCAGCAGCAGGUACCGGGACCGUCUGCGUCUGUGGCUGCUCUUGCAGAAGCAGCUGCACCUGCACCAGCGCCCACACGCACGACACCAGUCCAGACUACGACUGCGACUACUUCUCGACCUACUGCAUCAGAUGCGCCAUGGCUGGAUCGAGCCAUCCUGGGGGUUCUUGUCGCGUUGGCCUUUAUGAUCGUACGGCGGCUUGCAAAGUCGGAGGAGUAUUAGCUAUUAGCGCUGUUCUUCUACGGGUGGGCUGGUCCCGGGGGAGUUUUUGGAUAUCUUAAUGGUUUUUUGGUUGAAGUUUGGUACAUACAUGGAGCGAUGUUUAUUCCAAGGUUUUGCUUUCAAGUCUGAACACUUUAUUUAAGGUCGGCGUUUCCAUGACAGUACUACUAUACAGCUUUUUUGACAGAUAUCGUUACAUCAGAGAGUCAAUUGUUAGAUAUCAUGCCAACACCAUCCACCACCAU
This is a messenger RNA of Aspergillus novofumigatus IBT 16806, 1368 nucleotides long. RefSeq names its product UBC-like protein. NCBI's taxonomy places the organism in Eukaryota, Fungi, Ascomycota, Eurotiomycetes, Eurotiales, Aspergillaceae. The record is from RefSeq and is a predicted model, not a curated record. The transcript has 4 exons. Bases 305 to 1123 code for a protein of 272 amino acids.